CCUCGCACUAUCCAUUCGCCAGGGCGAAAGUACAUGACUCAGCUCUUACCUCAGCCACCAACCGAUGAUUGGCGGGGCAGUUUGUGACCGCAUUGACCGCCAAAAUAAUAAUGCCGCGGGACAACAGCAAUCAUUGCUAGUCGAACCUCGUCUGCUCUUUUUCUUCCCCUUGUUGGUUGUCAUAGGUGCCAAUCCCUCUUGUUUCAUCGUUACGAUCUUCGAUGAUUUCCUCGCCACGUCGCGCGCGCUAAACUUUCCGUCUGUCGCGAACCUUAUGGGGGAAGUCGCAACCCUUCCACCACCCCAAUUGGAAACAGCUGCUUGGGACGACGGUACACCGCGCAAAUAACUCAGGAUGGCCAAUGGGAAGAACAGCGAGCCGGACGCUGGGCUGAAAAGCCUGGAUCAUUAUCGCAAUAAGCUCCCCCCUUGGCGAUACUGGCCUCGCCAGAAGCUCCUCCCGCUCAUCCGAUAUGAGACGCCGUAUCUGGCCUGGUUCCAGGGAAAGAUUCGCACACCAGCCCUGGAUUCCUACUUCGCCUUCACAGCCAACCUGGGAACGCAUACCUUUUUCAUGGUCUUUCUGCCUUUUCUUUUCUGGUGCGGGCAUGCGAGCUUAGGACGCGGGAUGGUACAUCUAUUGGCUUCGGGUGUGUUCUUUAGCGGUUUCAUCAAGGACUUGCUCUGCCUACCGCGACCCCUAUCUCCUCCUCUUCAACGAAUCACAAUGUCAGGUUCUGCGGCAUUGGAAUACGGAUUUCCUUCCACCCACUCGACGAACGCUGUCUCGGUCGCAGUAUACGCUCUCUCGCUACUGAAUUCCUCGGAGUCGACACUAAGCCCCCAGGCCAACAUCUUCCUCCAGUCCAUAACGUAUAUCUACGUCAUCUCCAUCGUUCUGGGUCGUUUGUAUUGUGGUAUGCACGGGUUCUUUGACGUGACCAUAGGCAGUCUCCUCGGGGCCUUGCUCGCUUAUCUGCAGCAUUUGUUCGGGCCUCUAAUUGAUGAGUAUGUCCUUGCCGCCACUGGGAAGGGCGUUACACUGGUGAUCCUGGUGAUCCUGGCUCUGGUUCGUAUACACCCGGAGCCUGUAGACGACUGCCCCUGUUUCGACGAUAGCGUGGCCUUUGCCGGAGUGAUGGUUGGCGCCCAAGUCGCUUACUGGCACUUGGCAAAGUCUACCAUUGAAGACGCCGCUACCUUUGAAUUUACAGGUGUUGGGCCAGUGAGAACAGCGCUUAGGCUUGUAAUCGGCGUCCUUCUACUCUUUACCUGGAGAGCAAUUAUGAAGCCCUUUCUCCUCCGGGUCCUGCCGCCUAUCUUCAGGGGCCUGGAAAAGCUUGGGCUUAUUCUUCCUCGGAGAUUUUUCACCAACGCUUCUCAAUACACGACAGUCCCAUCCCAGCUCAAGGACCACGAAGUCCUACCGGGAUUUUCUGAAAUCCCCUCGAUCAUCACGACCAUCCGUCAUCCCCGACGGCGCGCAAUCUCGGUCGGGCCGCAAUCGGAAGCCGACGCGUACGAGACCCUGGCGUAUCGUGAGAAGCGUCGACGGGAGAGUCUCUCCACCGGCAACGGCGCCUCUCCGGUACGUGUCACCGACGUUGGCGGCGGCCACUCUGCCUCCAUUUCGGAGAGGGAGCACCCCAAACUGUCACGGAAGCAGUCCAAACUGCACGAAUACGAGAAUAUGAUGGGAACCGGGGCCUCUAGUAUGGCGACAUCAGUCGAUGUCGGCUCGCAGGAAGCCACGGUGCCCUUUCCCGCGUUCGACCCCGGCAUUGGCGACGACGAACAGGACGUGUUUUCGCAAAUCAAACAGCCACGCGUUCGGUAUGACGUAGAGGUAGUGACAAAGCUUGUAGUAUAUUCCGGAAUUGCCUGGAUCGUGAUGGAGGGAGCGCCGCUACUCUUCGAUCAAAUCGGUCUGGCGGCCAAGUAGGAAGGAGUCUCGGUCCGGUCGAGAAACCUUUCUGUAACGUUAUCCCGACGGUUCAGCGGGCUGGACUAGGUAGAUGAGUCCAUGUUCAUGUCAUAACAUAGUAUACUAAGUACUAGGUACUUUGGCGUUCUUGUAAACCAAGACUUUAGGGGGCGCGCGAGCGCGCCCCCAUCCAACCCUUGAUAG
Aspergillus heteromorphus CBS 117.55 is the source of this 2128-nucleotide messenger RNA. Its product is annotated as PAP2 domain protein. The transcript has 5 exons. Lineage: Eukaryota; Fungi; Ascomycota; Eurotiomycetes; Eurotiales; Aspergillaceae. Gene Ontology annotation, cellular component: endoplasmic reticulum membrane. Gene Ontology annotation, molecular function: sphingosine-1-phosphate phosphatase activity. The coding region runs from base 356 to 1942 and encodes 528 amino acids. The record is from RefSeq and is a predicted model, not a curated record.